AUGGCGGAGCGAGAAAUAUCCAAGGACACGGCUGCAUGGAGCGCCUUGCGGCGAAAAGACGUGUCUUGCUUCCUCUUGAUGAGCUUCUCCGGAGCUCUGAUCGUUCUACGUCGUGGUGAAGAGGCCGCCGCAGAGAGCGAGGGUAUGGCCUUGCAGAGCCUCCACGCGCGCCUUCAGGCGCGGGACGUCGUCCGCUUUGCCGGAGGUGCUGAGGCUUUGGAACGCCAGGUCCGGGAGACGCGAACUCGUGCCAUUGAAGCGGUGAGGCCGUGGAUACAACUUCUUGGGGACCGUCGGCAGUGUCCCGAAGUCAGGAAGGCAAUGGAGGUCCUCCUCAAAGAGACGCGCGAGGAGUACGAGUCCACCCUGGAAAUGAAGACGGCCAAGGCCGAGGUCGUCCAGGAACUUCAGGACCGAGCCAGCCAGCAGGAAUGGAUGAUCCGGCAGCUGGUAGAUGUCGUUGAAAUCCUGGAAGACUCCUUGCUUUGUACGCCGUCGGUGUCUGUGGACCUCGAACUCUUCUUCGCCGACGUGCUUGCCCAACCCGUGUCCGAGGAGCUCCGAACGCGUGCUGUGUCCUGUCUUCGGGCACUGGCCCGGUGCGGUGCCGCCGCGAAGCGGACCCUCAGCACCCUGGGCAUGGCAAGCGGCAGUGAGAGCGCAGCAGAGGCCGAAGUGACCCUGGAGGUGACGGACACUGAGGCCUCGAUUCCGCUCGGCAGCUUCCCGCUGCGCCUCGAGAAGCCCGAAGCGGAGGAGGCACAAACUUCGCCCGACUCUGCCACGGCUGCAGCCACGCCGCCGUCUCCGCUGGAGGGCGAGGCAUUUGAGGAGGCGGGGGGCGAGGCUGCUGAAGCUGCUACUGCAGAGCCACGGCCGGGUGGCUACAGCGGCGGCCCUGCCAGAGCCAGUCAGGCUGCCUCAGUGCCGCUGGCCACAGAAGCCCUGGCACAAGCAGGCUCAGGAGGCCGGAAUCGAGACCCAGCUGAUGCAGAGUCAGGGACACCACCGACCUCUCCACUCGACAAGGUGCUGGACCAACUCCAUGUGAACAAUCCGAAGCGCAUGGCCCCGGCGCACAUCUAUGACUGA
Symbiodinium natans is the source of this 1092-nucleotide messenger RNA. The record is from the annotation of a GenBank genome assembly. Lineage: Eukaryota; Dinophyceae; Suessiales; Symbiodiniaceae.